AUGGCCUCCUGCUUAGUCUACAUUGGUAGAUUCCUUUUCUUCGUCUUAGCAGGCCUCCAGGCCUACUCGCUGGCUUUGUAUCUUGCAAAAUACAAACAAAAAGAUGGUUUCUAUGGAUUGGUCGCCCUGUACGCUUCUGCAAUUGUUCUAAGGCUUUACAUCAUGUUCGACUACAAGAAAUUACAAUUGUUAUUAGCUGUUUGGACGUGCUAUAUCGUUGGUUUCGUAAUCUUCGUUGAGAUCAUAUUUGGAGGAGACGAACCGAUUAAAGAUAACUUUGACAAAGCUAAAUUCUUCGGUCCAAACAUUCUAAAGACGACACUUUGCCGUUCCCUGGUGAUUAUUUCGUUGCUUUCAAGUACGGGAAGGGAUUGCAUCGUCUACCGAGACCUGAUCCGGCAGUUGUCUCUCCGAAUGACGUUGGAUCUCUUCGAUGGAGUGGAAAAGCUGGUCAUUAUCGAAGAGAAUAAAUAGAGCCAUGGCGAUUAGUAAGGUAGAUUUUGAGUAAUCAGUAUGGUGCCUGUGAUCGGGAUAAUUUAAUUUAAUUGAUGUUCGUCUUUUAAUGGAAGAGGAAGUGUUACCUAAGUUUUCUUUUGUUUUUUUAUAGAAGUUUUCUACAUAUGUACUCAUCCAUUAGAGUGAAUCUGCAUAACCCGUUCGUUAUAAGCUAAUGCUGAGUUUGUCACUAGAUGCUAAGGAAAGGAACAGUUAUGGACGGUUGUGAACAUCUAAUCAAAUACAUCUUCACCGCUAAAUUUGCCCGUGAAAAUUCCCAAUCAAGCAAUGCUGCAAUAGCUAAUGAUUUUCGUCGGGUGGUGCACGGUGACUGUAAAGUCACACAAAUCGGAAAAAGGCGAGUAUAUUCAAAAGCUCCACACGAAUGUAAGCACCUUCAUAACCUCUCCGCUCCACUUAAUUUUCUUGACAUUAUUACAUGUGUUAUUAGGUCUGAAAUCAUAUGCGCAUAUGAGUGAUUUCAAAAUCAAAGAAGUGUGCGGCACGAGGCACGAGUUUAGACACCACUUUAUUACGUCCAUUUUGAAAUGGCAAAAUUUAGGCCUUCAGAUACAGGACAUUUUAGUCUGUAAAAAUGCUUUUUUGAUCCAGUCGUGAGCUGGUCUUCAAAAGGCUGCAAAAGCCGUUUUUCAAUUUCAUCGGGUGGGAGAAAGAUGCAAUUUAGAGAAAAAAGGGUGCUUUUUGUAAAUAAAUCAUAAUUACUUUGGGUGGCAACACGAGGGAUGAUUUCCUAAUUACUCCACAACUAAAAUUCAGUAGUAAGUAAUUAAUUAAUUUAAUUAAGUAAACAUAUCGAUUGGAAGGUGGGGACAGAAGAAGAAUGGCACCUAGACUAGGAACUUUUUAAAGCAAUUUAAAGAAUAGACGGGAUGGCUCGAGGAAGGUGAAAGAAGGUGAAAGGUGAAAGGUGCAACUCACAAAGGGAAUUUGGGAAAUGAAACGAAACACUAAGGGACGAAAUCGAAGAACAAGCCAAGUCAUAUAUCGUGCAUUUUUUACCAAAAAUCGUGACUAUCGCCUGAUGAUUUUUUCUAUUGUUAUCUAAGCCACAUUUUACUGUUAGUAGCUGCUUUAUUUUGCAUGUCUUGCUGUAAGUUGGGUGCCUUUUAGUCCGUUACCUGAUACCUGCCUUUCUUUGUCAACUAACAAUGUUAGUUGAGUAGUGGUAAAGUUAAAUAAGAAAGUAGAAGAAAUAACUGUCUGUAUUGGCGGGCAAACUCAUUUCUGCUUUACUUUAAGAAACAUGCAGUUGUAUCGAUCUAAGUUUGAAAUACGUGUUUAGGAGCAAAGAUACAUUGAUGCAUAAUAUGCAUGUAAACGACCUCAUUAGUUAGUAAUUUUGUUACCUGUGUUUGCCGAGACAGAAACGGUAGCAUCUUGGAUAAUUGGGUACAUAAAGUCAGGAGGCUUUCCAGGAAAACUUGAGAUCCGUUAGUCUUUGAUAAUUUUUUUUUCCUGAGAAAAAGAAUAAAUUUGUUCUAAUGACGCAUCUUUAGAUUGAUUAUCAAUUUAAAGUCCUCAUUACGGGGUGAACGGAGUUUUCCAGUGUCUGAGCAUUCCUCUUAAGUCUACCACAACAAGAGCAAUUUGAGUCUUAAAAUGUCUCAAUCUUUGUUGGCUUGCCUCCUUCGCUUCAUAUCCAACACGCUACGAAAAUCAAAAUAACUGGUAUACUUUUCUUCUCUCUACAUCCCAUCCUUGA
Pocillopora meandrina is the source of this 2218-nucleotide messenger RNA. Lineage: Eukaryota; Metazoa; Cnidaria; Anthozoa; Scleractinia; Pocilloporidae. The record is from the annotation of a GenBank genome assembly.